Molecule: messenger RNA, 2330 nt
Organism: Protobothrops mucrosquamatus (brown spotted pit viper)
Lineage: Eukaryota; Metazoa; Chordata; Lepidosauria; Squamata; Viperidae
Gene: NPNT
Product: nephronectin
Cellular component (GO): membrane
Molecular function (GO): calcium ion binding
Source: RefSeq, a predicted model, not a curated record
ACCUGGAUGUAAGCAUGGAGAAUGUGUUGGUCCAAACAAAUGCAAAUGUCAUCCAGGAUACACUGGGAAAAUUGCAACCAAGAUCUCAAUGAAUGUGGAUUGAAACCAAGGCCUUGCAAACAUCGAUGUAUGAAUACCUAUGGAAGCUACAAAUGUUAUUGUCUGAAUGGAUACAUGCUUAUGCCUGAUGGAUCAUGCUCUAAUGCUCUCACGUGUUCAAUGGCAAACUGUCAGUAUGGCUGUGAUGUGGUUAAGGGGGAAAUACACUGUCGUUGUCCUUCACCAGGAUUACAGCUGGCACCAGAUGGCAGAACCUGCAUGGAUGUGGAUGAAUGCAUCACUGGGAGCGUUACCUGUCCCCGAUUCAGGAAAUGCGUCAACACUUUUGGAAGUUAUAUUUGCAAGUGUCAUAAAGGCUUUGAUUUGAUGUACAUUGGAGGCCGAUACCAAUGCCAUGACAUAGAUGAAUGCUCUCUUGGCCAAUAUCAGUGUGGACGUUAUUCCCAGUGUUACAAUACACUUGGGUCUUACAAAUGUAAAUGCAAAGAAGAGUACAGAGGUGAUGGAUUAAACUGCAUAAGGAUUCCUAAAGUUAUGAUUGAUCCAUCUAACCCAUAUAGUGUAUUUAAAAGCAACUCAACUUUUCUGAAAGGAAGCAGUGGCAUGACCAACAGAAUACCUGAGUCUGGUGGUACAAAAUAUCCUAUCAAAUUGCCAUAUAUACCAUAUGUAAUUACACCAAAGCCUUAUGUGAAGACAACAGCAAGACCAACUGUGAAACCAACAUACAAACCAUAUACUAGAUUGGCAACACAACCGGCCACAACAAGAACAACUUUCAGGCCAGUGACAAGAUUUCCACCAGUGACAAGUCCUCCCCAACCACCCACAGUUCCAUUUAAGCCUGUAACAACAACAAUGCCAAUAAUAGUAACUGAAGAGCCUCUGCCUUUUCCUAGUGAAACUACACCACAGCCAGGAAUUACGGUUGACAAUAGGAUCCCAGUUGAGCCACAGAAACCCCGAGGAGAUGUAUUUAUUCCCCGCCAGCCUGGAGUGAACAAUAAUCUCUUAGAAACAUUUGAAAUUGAACAAGGGAUAAGUGCCAAUGAGGAUGAAGCAAACGAUGAUCCAGGUGUUCUGAUUCAUAGUUGCAACUUUGAUGGUGGUUUGUGUAGAUGGAUCAAGGAAAGAAAAGAUGAUUUACAUUGGGAACCUGUUAAAGACUCCUCAGGUGGACAAUAUUUAUCUAUUUCUCAACCGAAAGGGAAGGCAGGUCGAUUUGCCCGCUUGGUUCUCCCACUUGGCCAUUUAGCUCGCUCCGAAGAUCUGUGCUUAUCCUUUAGGCAUAAAGUAUCUGGGUUACACUCCGGUUUGCUUCAGGUCUUUCUAAGAAAGACUGGUAUUCAUGGGCCAGCAAUUUGGGGAAGGAACAGAGGCCAUGAUUGGAGUCAAACGCAUAUAACAUUGAAAGGACCUGGCAUCAAAAGUGUUAUUUUUAAAGGAGAAAAAGGAAAAGGAAGAACUGGGGAAAUUGGGCUGGAUGAUAUAAGUUUGAGAAAAGGCCGAUGUUCUCGGGUCCAUUAGUAGUACAGAUGGCCGAAGAGAACAGACUUUCGUUGUCCAUAACUAUUAUUUGAGACAUGUGGAUGAUUGAUAACUUCUCCUUUGUCUUUGUGAAAUCACAGUGGAUCUCCAGAUAAAUAAUUCAAAUUUUCUGUAAUAGUAAAAAAAGUUUAAACAGAUGUUGAAGAGGCCAUUAACAUUGUCUGUGCUUUAAGAGGUUCUGAAUGGAGGAUAAAUACAUGUCCUUUAUGAAGAAAAGACUGCCUAAACGUCAUCAAAAAGAGUCAACAAUUGAAUUCAUGUCUUCUUUGUGUUUUCCGUUGGCUGAUUAUGGCUCAUUUUGUGUCACAAGCUAAAGAUGCAGCUGUUAUUGUACUGCAUCAGUUUUUAAAGAAGAGUGUUUUGUGUGUCUCUGUGUGUAUAAUAACAUUUAUCCCAUUAUCUUAUUACAAAAGACAGUUAAAGAGUAGCACUGCAACCUUUAAUGUGGGUAGUGCUGUGUUCUGUAUAAAUAUGUAUUAUGAUUAUUAAUGUAUUUAUAUAUGUUGUAUAUUUGCAAACUCUAGUUAUAAGAUGAAAUAGUAUUUGCGCAUGUUACAGUUAAACCAGCAAAACAGGCUGGUCGUCCAAUAUAUAGGAUCCAGCAAUUGUCCUGCCUUUCAAAACUAAAAUAGUAGAAUAUUUUGCAUAAUUGCAAAAAACUGUAUAAUGUAAGUAUUACCAGAUUCAGGAGAAUUAGACUCAGCAGUCCUUUUCUGAAAAGA